AUUUCACAAUAUUAUUGCCAGCAAAUAAGUGAUUUUGAUCAAGAAUACCACAGAAAUCAAAAUGAAUAAUAUUUCGAUGAAAACUCAGACAGUGACCAAGCUUUUCAAACUACCAGAAGAUUCAGAAAUUGGAAAAAAAGUUCAAAUUUCCAUUUGUGACAUUCUUGGGCUCCACUGGACAGGAUUCUGGACGAUUUCGUGCACAGCUGAAGGGAGAUUUGAAAUUAACUGUGAAGAGAAAAACCGGUCCCGUUGGAAAUUCUUGGCUCAGGUGGAGCUUCAGUUUACUGGGGAAGGUCAGACUCCAGUUAUCAAUAUCAAUAAGGAAAUUGAGUUUACUCCAAAAUUGAAAAUUAUGGUUUUUGAUCCAAUUGAUCAGGGAUGCAGAUACAAUAAAGUUAAUCUGAAAAUUACUCGAAAGUCAUCCGUUGGAGUUGCGGUCGACAAGUUCAUCGAUUUUGAAAAGAAGAACAGUUGGCUGGAUGCCCUGAUUCGAUCAGAAGAUGGAAAGAAAAUGAUGUAUGCCAAUUCUGGAAUACUUGCUUUGAAUUCCCCGAUUCUUAAACAAAAACUGCAAAACGACAAGAAAGCUCACAUUAUAAUUCCAUCUGAGUCCUUUGCUGCUAUGGAAAAAUUGAUGAAUUUUCUUCAUCCUCCUUAUAAAAUGGAACGAGAAAUUGUUGAAGAAGUUCUGGAUCUAGCUUCGAAAUGGAAAAUGGAGUCGGUUCUCACAAAAUACGAGCAACUUCUCAUCAGAGAACGUUGCAAGUGCCAAGAUUCUUCCCUUAAAAAUGUCAAACUGGCGGAUAAAUUCAAGAUGAGAUCUCUUCUUGAAGACAUCCUCUACAACGAUACAUGCAAUGUUUAUGAUUUACUCGAUGGAAACGACUAUAGCUCUUGGACUCGUGCAGCAAUGUUUGAAUUUGUUCUGGAAAUGGAGAAUGACUAUGCUGAUGAUGACGAAUCUGAAAACACACUUUAUGGUGUCUUAUCAAUGGCAGAGUUAUUAUAUCAAAAUAAGAUUUAUAAAAUAAAUAAACUAUUUAUUUUUCAAGAUUAUUUUAAAUUUCAGAAUACAUCAAAUUAUGCUUCGUCUGCGCAAAAAAAAUCAACAGGAAGCGCAUGA
Molecule: messenger RNA, 1126 nt
Organism: Caenorhabditis elegans
Lineage: Eukaryota; Metazoa; Nematoda; Chromadorea; Rhabditida; Rhabditidae
Product: BTB domain-containing protein
Exons: 5
Coding region: 62-1126 (354 amino acids)
Source: RefSeq, marked reviewed